GUAGGAUAACUUCACUAUUCUUAAACCAUGGUUCUAUAAGCAUCGGGGCUCGGGUUGCCUCUCGUUCCUCAAAAGUCCUUCCAUGUUUUGAUUGUGAAUAACAAUGUCAAAUUAAUAAGUAGUGGGCAAUCCCUGAAAGAGAUCCACCAGAACAUAUGCAAUGCCGAGUGCUCCAGUAUUGAAAAUACGAGUAAAUACUUCUAGAGGAGUUGCAUUUCUAGAAGCUUAGGCUGCGCCGCGCCCACUGUGAAGCGGCAGAAGUGGGCGGGCGCGCAUGGCAAGCUGGCUGUCACUGGCGGUACAGGAAGGAACUGGAGUUGAACGAGCGGGGCUGACUCGCUGUGUCCAGCGCGAGUUCCUCUCCGUACAUAAUAAACACUCGGGUGGAAGACACAUGUGUAGGGUUGUGGUUUUUAUACGUUUUUUUCCGCAUUUGAAUUGAUUUAUGCGUGUUAUACUGUAUUUACAUAAAUAACAAUAUAAUAGUUCGGAUAUAUAUAUUAAAAACCGUAUUUUUAUUAUUUUUGGGUGUGUAUUUUUCUGACGAUAUUGGUUUCGUAUCAGCAAUUACAUGUGUGUGUAAUCAGCGAUUUGAUAUGUGUGUGAAAAUUUCAACCCGUUUGUCAACAUUAUGUGGUUGAUGUUGAGAAUAAAUUAUGUCGUUGCUUUGCCUGUUUUGUGACAGGAAGUUUGAAGUCGUAAUCGAUAAAUACCUAUGUAAUUUAAUUUCUGUCAAUUUGUAUUAGGCUUUCUGGUAGUAUGUCUUUUAGGUAGAAAAAUAAGUUACGUACGUAGAAAAUUCAAAGAGAUUUUUAUGCUGAUAAGUCAUGUAUAUCUCCUCAAUAACUUUCUUCCUUUUUGUCGCGCUAUUCC
Molecule: messenger RNA, 873 nt
Organism: Gryllus bimaculatus (two-spotted cricket)
Lineage: Eukaryota; Metazoa; Arthropoda; Insecta; Orthoptera; Gryllidae
Source: the annotation of a GenBank genome assembly